This is a messenger RNA of Xenia sp. Carnegie-2017, 1958 nucleotides long. RefSeq names its product endosome-associated-trafficking regulator 1-like. The record is from RefSeq and is a predicted model, not a curated record. Bases 131 to 952 code for a protein of 273 amino acids. Gene Ontology annotation, cellular component: centrosome; early endosome; midbody. The transcript has 7 exons. Lineage: Eukaryota; Metazoa; Cnidaria; Anthozoa; Malacalcyonacea; Xeniidae. Gene Ontology annotation, biological process: positive regulation of protein localization to cilium; regulation of cytokinesis; positive regulation of cilium assembly.
GUCGCCGGAAAAAGACGAACACGAAGUUAGAAAUAAAAAAAUAAACAUAAGAUAUCAUUUUGUCUAUUUACGACACGUUUUUGCUGAAUUAUAUGGAAUAUCUUUCUACUUAAAUUUUAUUUGGCGUAAUAUGAGUGAUGAUGCGACUGAAGAAAAUCCGUUUUCAUUCAAGCACUUUGUGAAGACAAUAUCCAAAGAAACUCUAGAGAACCCGAGGGACAAUGAAAUCGAAGAAAGAUCAGAAGUUCCUGUCAGUAUAAAUGGGCAAGCAAAUGGCAUUAUUCAACUAAACACGGACAUUCCGUUUCCUGAAGUCGACAAGACCGUUCAGAAGAGACAAGUUAAAGGAAAAGGGUCUAAGAAGCAGUCUUAUGCAAAGGAGAAACCGAUCGAAUCUUUGCAAGAUGUGGACACAGAUAAUCCAUUUUUGUUUAAGAAUUUUGUGAAGAACGAUGCUGCAUUAAAAACAGGAGGUCGGGUGUUGCAGAUCGUCGACGAUGAGGUUUGUGAGGUGCAAAAUAACACCAAGAUCAAUGAAAACAAACGAAAGGAGAAUAUUGGAGCGAAUGAGGAUGAUCUUCACAACAGUGAUCACACUUCCACCAUAUUGAAACUGGAAAAGUCGACAGUUAAGCUGAAAAAAGAGAAUGACCAGCUUAAAAGACAACUUAAAGACCUGGAGAAAGCAAAGGAACUCGAAACAAUCAGAGCCGAUACUCUGGCGAAAAAACUAAGAGACAUGCAGCAGAAAGAAAAUGAAGAAACGCUUGCCUUAGAAAAAAUGGUUCAAAUGGUUGAAAAAAAUCUCGAACUCACCACGCAAAGGGCGUCUCAGGCAGAAGCGAUGAGCAUCAAAUUAAAAGAGGAAAAUCGGUUACUAAGAAUCAUUCAGUUAACAAAGCUACCUACGACUCCUUGGUUGAAAAGUACAACACUAAUGUUCUCAAAAUGAAGGAACGAGCUUUAUCUGUCUCAAAACAAUUGGAGACUACAACAAAAAGUGCCGAGGGUGCCUUAAGGUGAUGUAUCGUUACUUGUAGCGCGAUAAAAUUCCAUAUGGCAAACUGCAAAAUAUUUGCUCAAUCAUUUUACCUGUCGAGUUCUUGCCAUAUGCUUUUGAGUUGGGCAAACAUCAAGAGACACUGGCGCUAAAAUGAAAGAAAGUCUAAACUAAAUUUGCUGAACAUGCAGAAAGCAUAAAUCUAUAGAGAAGCCAUUAUAGAUUAUUUUACACGCAUAUUUACUGCACGUGCGCUGGAUUUCGUGCUUUACCAAAGAUUGCAACAAAUGGAAACACAGUAAAGUAUUAGAUUGACAUUUGCAAGAAGCGUAAUGCUCAAAUUUGUUGUUUGUAAAAUGCUACUGCGAUUUAUUUAACCAUUUUCAUUUCAGACAACUUUAUUCUGAGGCAGAAUCGAUAAAACUUGCUUCACAGAUGCUUGUUUCAAUCGAUAAGUUCACGGACGUUGACGAAGAUGGACAUGGCAAGAGCGAGUAAUAUUUUGCAAUGGGAGGUGGACAUUACUCCAACUGGUGCUCGAUAGCCGGCGACUGUCCCCGAAAAGUACCGAUGACACAACGUUGGCCGAAUCAAAUGAUGGAUGUUUAAUUCUAAAAACACGUGCAUUUCUCACAAUUUAGGGAAGCGCAUUGAUUAGCUAAAUCCUGCAGCGAGUUUGUUUUUCCCUAGCUAAAAAUUUAUACAAUCUUUCGGCUCUGUGAGUUCCAUACUGACUUUGUAUUAGAUCCGCAAAUGACUGUUUGAACAGCCUUCAAUAUCUCUCAGAGAAAAGAAAUGCUUACGUAUUUGCAUUUGUUAAUCAGGCUCUUUACCCACACUCAUCAUGCAUAACAGCUAAAAUAGGAUUGUCAAUCUUUCUCCCAGCACCAUUUGUAGCUUAGUCUAAAAAUUUACUAGUAGAUGAUACCUACAAUAAAUUUUACAAUGCUGUUGUUUA